This is a messenger RNA of Penicillium subrubescens, 1794 nucleotides long. Its product is annotated as Atg14 domain-containing protein. Gene Ontology annotation, molecular function: SNARE binding. The coding region runs from base 162 to 1712 and encodes 516 amino acids. The record is from RefSeq and is a predicted model, not a curated record. Gene Ontology annotation, biological process: SNARE complex assembly. NCBI's taxonomy places the organism in Eukaryota, Fungi, Ascomycota, Eurotiomycetes, Eurotiales, Aspergillaceae. The transcript is spliced from 2 exons. Gene Ontology annotation, cellular component: lytic vacuole; endosome.
CAGGUGACGACAUCACAACGUGAAACUCCCGAUAAUCCGCCGGUCUUUUGGAUUGAUCAUCUCCCACUCCAUGGUAAUCGGCGGCAGCUCUGGCAGCUUCCACGACACACCAUGGAAAUGCGACCUCUGACGACAGACUCAAACACCCACGACCGUCUGCGAUGAGCUGUCUCAUAUGCAACUCUGCCCACUCCCGCCAGCCGUUCCUCUGCCCGACAUGCGCCCGCAAUCAUCUCUAUCAGCUCCGUCUCGGAAAUACCCGGGUUCUCUUGGAGAAGGAGAGCCUAGGGCGUCAAAUAGAACUUGCUGUGUCCCGUGAGGUCUCUCAGAAAACACCAUCAAUACCAAGUGAGGGGCUUUCUACGGACGAUCACAAGAGCUCUCCAUGUUGGGCCCUCCAGACGAUUUCCAGUCGCCAGGCUGCUUCCUCCUCCAGGAGAGAGAGUCUUGCUCAGCAGAUUGAAGAGCUGAAAGAGGAUCUCAAAGCCAAGAAGGCAGACAUCUCUGAGCGCGAGGCGAACUUAUCCCGGAGGCGGUCCGAUGCUGAAUCUGCCUUGUAUCAGCUCGGGGAGCGGGAGGCUACAAUCUUGACGGGCGUUCAGAAUACGACCAAACGUGCGGAGCAUCUGUGGCACAAUCUCCAUAGCAAAACCGCUGAAGCGCGCAUCUUCCUCUGCCGGGAGGCGGCCCAUCUCUACGGCCUACGACAGAAGACCUCAAGGAAGGGGGAUGGUCGGCAUAGCUAUGUCCUUGGUGGUAUAACCAUCGUCGAUUUGAAGGAUAUGAAUAGUGCAACUCCCGCUCAAAUAUCCACCUCCCUCUCCAACAUCGCCCACCUCCUAGUCCUCGUAUCGCACUAUCUCUCUCUGAGACUUCCGGCGGAAAUCACCCUACCGCACCGGAAUCAUCCUACCGCUACAAUAUACUCCUUCGCCGCCUCAUAUAAUUUUCGAGAUUCCUCUGAUGGGUCUGACACCGCCUAUUCUUCAACCCCCAGUCCAACGGCAUCCAGAACGGAGCCACGCACCCAGCCACGGCCCAGACCGCUCUUUAUUGACAAGCCUCUUCCCCGCCUGGCCAAGGAAGAUCCCGGGACUUAUGCGCUUUUCUUGGAGGGUGCUUCACUGCUCGCCUGGGAUGUAGCCUGGCUGUGCAGAACCCAGGGGAUCAACUUGACAUCCGACUCCUGGGAGGAUGUGUGUAAUAUCGGGAAGGGCAUGUGGCAGCUGCUGGUUGCCCCGCCUGCUCAAGCAUCGACCUUGAUGCGAGCGUUUGCCGGUCGAGAGACCCAGGUAAAGAUGAAAACCGCGAAGGACUCGCCACAAACGACGAUCCAACGCACCAAAUCUUUCCCGAUGCUCGGUCAUUACUCCCACGGGACGGUACACUCAUUCAUUGCGGCGUCCGAGGGUGUUGAGUUUAUGCGCACAUGGAAGCUACCAACGCCAACGAAGAUUGUGGAUAAACUCAAGUCUAAUCUACUUGGUGAGAUGGCAAGCGCCGAAUGGGAGGUUUUGGAAGAAAAGGAAUGGUUUGAUGGGAAUAUGGAUCCCAAUCAACCACUGGACUCGCAAGAUCAGCAGGGUACUUCGUCUAAUCCACAGGCUGAGUCGGGCGAGCGGGCCACCGAUCACCAGCAGACAUCUGUUCAGACGGAUGAUAGUCGUCGCCCGAGAGGCACGAGUGGAUGGACGAAGUUGAACAGUAGAUAGAUGUCAUGCUAAGAUCGCAGCAUGUUUUUCUCAUUGUAUCAAGCAGACUAGAAUAAAACAAUAUGUACUUGCUUCUCAUCUC